Molecule: messenger RNA, 6480 nt
Organism: Frieseomelitta varia
Lineage: Eukaryota; Metazoa; Arthropoda; Insecta; Hymenoptera; Apidae
Gene: PlexA
Product: plexin-A4
Exons: 11
Coding region: 142-5919 (1925 amino acids)
Biological process (GO): motor neuron axon guidance; regulation of GTPase activity; sensory neuron axon guidance
Cellular component (GO): semaphorin receptor complex
Molecular function (GO): semaphorin receptor activity; protein binding
Source: RefSeq, a predicted model, not a curated record
GAGAUUAACGUGUGACUUUGCUUCGCAGGUCUGUUCCGCGAGGCUCGAGGAAGACGCCUCCGCGAGGACUCCCGGGCGGAAGGAAGGAGGAGGAACAGACCGCCUGUUGCGUAGCGGUAGAAAACCUAGUAGUAGAGUAAGAUGCUAGUCUUCCCGUGCAGCAGCGAGCCGUCGACGACGACGAUGCUGUCGCAUCAACAGCAACUUCGUCUGCUGCUGUCGAUCCUGGUGCUGCUGUCUCCCCGGUUGCCGGUUCGCUCGACGCCGGCCGACAUAGUACAAAGGUUCCACGAUCCGGAAGUGAAGCGGAUGAACCACCUGGUCGUGGACAAGAACACCGGCCGCGUGUACGUGGGCGCGGUGAACCGGCUGUAUCAGCUCUCGCCGGACCUGAGCCUCGUGGUGAAGGAGGUGACCGGCCCGAAAGGGGACUCGACCGCCUGCUCGAUGAUCGACUGCCCCCGGGAAACGCCGACCAGGCUGGUCGACAACGUGAACAAGGCGUUGGUGAUCGACUACACGACCACCAGGCUGAUCUCGUGCGGUAGCCUGUCGCAGGGCACCUGCCGCGUGCGGAAUCUUCACAACAUCUCGGACGUGGUGCAAGAGGUGAAGGAGGCCGUGGUGGCGAACAACGCAACGGCCUCGACGGUGGCGUUCAUCGCGCCCGGUCCGCCGAACCCGCCGGUCUCUCAAGUGAUGUACGUCGGCGUGACAUUCACCGGGAACUCGCCCUACCGGUCGGAGGUGCCCGCCGUCAGCUCCAGAUCGCUGGACAAGGACAGGAUGUUGAACAUCGCGGAGGCGGCCGUCACCACCGGGACAAGGAUGUACGUGAACUCGUUGUCCCGGGAACGAUACCCGAUCAACUACGUGUACGGGUUCAGCAGCGGUGGAUUCAGCUACUUCAUGACCACCCAGAUGAAGAACACCGACACCGCGGUGUUCAUCUCGAAGCUUGUACGCGUCUGCCACGACGACGAGCAUUACUACUCGUACACGGAGAUACCGAUCAACUGCACCAACGACGGCACCUACUACAACCUGGUGCAGGCGGCGUACGUCGGCAAGGCCGGCUCGGUGCUUGCCGGCGAUUUGGGCAUCACCGCCCAGGACGACGUGCUGUUCGCCGUGUUCUCCGAGAGCAACAGCACCAACAGCGACGUGCCCAAGAACCAUUCGGCCCUCUGCGUCUACUCGUUGAAGGCCAUCAGGAGGAAGUUCAUGACCAACAUACAAAAGUGUUUCAGCGGCGAGGGCCACCGGGGUUUGGAGUACAUCUCCCCGAGUCACAAGUGCAUCUUAACGAAACUACAAACGAUCGGCGAGGAUUUCUGCGGGCUGGACGUGAAUACGCCACUGGGCGGCGAAGACCCGAUGGAAGGUACCCCGGUGCUCACCUUCAACACGCAUUUGACAGCGGUUGCCGCCACCUCGACCGGCGACUACACGGUCGUCUUCGUGGGCACGAACGAAGGCCAUCUGAAGAAGGUGGUAGUGGAGAGCUCGACCCUGGCCCUAGAGUACGGGGACCUGGAGAUCGAUCCAGAUUCCCCGGUGAACCCGGACCUGUUGUUCGACUCGCAGCUGAUGCACCUGUACGUCAUGACGCAAAAGACCGUGUCGAAGGUGAAGGUGCAGGAAUGCUCGGUGUACAAGACCUGCCUGGAUUGUCUCGGUGCCAAGGACCCGUAUUGCGGCUGGUGCUCGCUGGAGAACAAAUGCAAUCUGCGCAGCGAUUGCCAAGACGCUGCCAAGGAUCCGCUCUACUGGAUCUCAUACAAAAGCGGCAGAUGCACCACCAUCACGACCGUCACGCCGGACCAGUUGCAACGGACGACCGCCAGAACGUUGGAGCUGGUCAUCGAGAAUCUGCCGACCCUUUCCGGCCAGUUUCUCUGCGCGUUCUCCACCCUGGACAAGACCCUGAUCACAAACGCGUCGAGGAAAUCGUUCGGCGUGAACUGCACCACGCCCAGGACCGAUCUGCUGCCGUCAAUUCCGCAAGGGGAGCAUCACUUCACCGCGAAACUUUCAGUUCGAAUGACGAACGGGCCUGACCUCGUCGACACCAAUUUCACGUUCUUCGAUUGCAACACGUACAGCUCGUGCACCAAGUGCGUAUCAUCGAGCUUCCCCUGUGACUGGUGCGUCGACGGGCACAGGUGCACCCACGACACGGCUGAGAACUGUCGGAACGAUAUAUUGGUCACCGGAGUUAGCAGGACGGGCCCGAGCUACAGAAGCGGCCCGGCGUUCUGCCCGACGUUGAACGCGACUGACUCGCAGGAGAUCCUGGUGUCUUCCGGCGUGAAGAAGGUGAUACGAGUUAAAGUGCACAUCAUCGGGCAAUUCAUCGUGCAGACCCGGUUCGUCUGUCAGUUCAACAUAGAAGGUCGUGUGACGAUCGUGAACGCUCGGCUGCUCGCGGACACGAUUUACUGCGAGGAGACAGAGUUUUCCUACACGUCCCGAGCGCCCAACAUCACCGUGCCGUUCGCGGUGAUCUGGGGCGGCUCGAAACCUUUGGACAACCCGCACAACAUCCAUCUGGUGAUAUACCGGUGCCGCGACAUGGCCGACAACUGCGGAAUGUGCCUGACCCUGGCGCCCAAGUACGACUGCGGAUGGUGUCAGAGCACGGACAGAUGCGAGGUGAAGGACAACUGCGAACGCAACACGGGCAUGUGGUUGAAUAGCAACCAGACCUGCCCCAAUCCCGAGAUACACUCGUUCGAGCCGGUUAUGGGGCCUUGGGAAGGUAACACGAACGUGACGAUACGCGGCAUCAACUUGGGUCAGACGUUCAUGGACAUCUACCGCGGCGUGAUGGUCGGUGGAUUACCCUGCCUGCCGUAUCAGGAACUCUACAUGCGCACAAAGCAGAUCGUCUGCCGGGUGGACGGUCCAGGUACACCAGAGGGCAAACGCGGACCAGUAAUCGUGAGAAUCGAAGACUUUAGGGGCCAAUCCGAGUACAAUUUCGAGUUUGUGGAUCCUCAGAUUCUCUCCAUAUCGCCGAAAUAUGGGCCUAUGAGCGGUGGGACCACCGUGAGGAUCACCGGCAAAUAUAUGAACGCCGGCAGCACCAUCAAGGCAUUCAUCGACGAGUUACCGUGCUCCAUAAUCAGCGCAGAGAUGAACGAGGCGCUCUGCAUGACCAGCGCCAGCGAUCACAAAAGAAACGGCACGGUCAAGAUGACGUUCGACGGCGCGUUCCGAAUUUACAGUGGAACGUUCGAGUACGCGGACGAUCCAACGAUCGAAAGCGUGGAGAGCGGCGUCGCGGGCCAGAUGAAAAUUCCAAAGGGCAUACCAGCAGGAGGAAUAAAGAUCUCGGUAACUGGCAAAAACCUCGGCUACAUUCAGAGUCCGCAGAUGUACGUGUACCACGACGAGAAGAUGUUCGUGUCGCAAUGCGAGGUGCAUAGCCAAGAGAGCAUGAUCUGUAAAUCGCCGACCAUCGAAGUUCCAGACAAUGUUGUCCUGGACGCGGAAAAACCGUUGAUGUUGGAAUACGGCUUCCGUAUGGACAACGUGACAGGCGUGCAGAAUCUGUCGCAACACGGAUUCAACCAUUUUCUCCUUUAUCCGAAUCCUAUAUACGAAGUGUUCGACGAAGAGAUCAAGUAUUACAAGAGCGACUACCUGACCAUCAAUGGCCAGCAUCUGGAUCGUGCUUGCCAGGAAUCAGACGUGACGGUGCAAAUAGGAAACGCAUUCUGCAACGUUACCUCGCUGUCCAGGCAACAGCUCACCUGCAGGCCACCUCUGACACAACCGCCAGCCAUCGACUCCGAUGGUUUCCCGAAUAAGCAAGAACUGCCCGAGGUAAUCGUGAUCGUGGGCGGCACACUUCGUUACAACAUAGGGAAACUGAGCUACGCACUGCCAGCCGGUCUUAACGGGCCGCUAUCGAAACCAGCUCUGAUCGGGGUGAUCGCCGCAAUUGUGAUCCUAGUGUUCGUGUUCAUCGCCUUCCUCAUUGCGUACCGGCGCAAGUCCACGGAAAGCAAUCGGGUACUGAAGAACAUGCAAGAGCAAAUGGACAUUCUGGAGCUUCGUGUCGCGGCUGAAUGUAAGGAAGCGUUCGCCGAGUUGCAAACGGAGAUGACGGAUCUCACGGGCGACUUGACCAGCGGAGGUAUACCUUUCCUCGAUUAUCGAACCUACGCCAUGAUGAUAUUGUUCCCGAGCGACGACAAUAGCCCGGUCCUGCAAUGGGAUCGACCGGAAUUGGCGCGCAAAGAGAAAGGAUUGCGCUUAUUUGGACAACUGAUCAUGAAUAAAACGUUCUUGCUCCUCUUUGUAAGAACUCUCGAGAGCAAUCGAUACUUCUCGAUGAGGGACAGGGUGAACGUAGCUAGUCUUAUUAUGGUUACGCUUCAGAGUAAGAUGGAAUAUUGUACAGAUAUCCUGAAGACCCUUUUGGCAGAACUGAUUGAGAAAUGUACGGAAGGAAAGAGCCAUCCGAAACUCUUCCUUAGACGAACGGAAAGUGUCGCUGAAAAGAUGUUAUCAGCUUGGUUCACUUUCCUCCUGUACAAGUUCAUGCGAGAAUGUGCCGGAGAACCAUUGUAUGUACUAUUUCGCGCGGUAAAACAACAAGUCGAUAAGGGUCCUGUCGAUGCCAUCACGUCUGAAGCACGAUACUCAUUGUCAGAAGAGAAACUGAUCAGACAGUCCAUUGACUUCAAACCAAUGACGGUUUACGUGUCUAUAUCUCAACAAACGGUCUUCGUCGGUGGUAUGGAUCCAAAUACAGAAAACGUACCAGUCAAGGUUCUUGACUGCGACACGAUAUCUCAAGUGAAGGAAAAGGCAUUGGACACGAUCUACAGAGCUACGCCUUAUAGCCAGAGGCCAAGAAAAGACGAUCUUGAUCUUGAAUGGCGAACUGGAGCAUCCGGCAGAUUGAUCCUUUACGACGAGGACUCGACGACAAAAACGGAGGGCGAAUGGAAGAAACGGAAUACGCUGAACCAUUACAGGGUACCAGAUGGAGCGUCGCUCAACUUAGUUUCCAAGCAAUCGUCAAUCUACAAUCUAUCGAUCCUUUCCGAGAAGACGGACAAAUCGCACAAAUACGAAACUCUAAACCUUAGUAAAUUUAGUUCAGCCAGUCCUCCGCUCUCGCGUGCCACGUCGCCGUUAAAUCAAAAUCACGACGGUGGUUUGAAGUGUUGGCAUCUCGUCAAGCACCAUGACUCGGAUGCACGAAAGGAAGGGGACCGUGGGAACAAAAUGGUGUCAGAGAUCUACCUGACGAGGCUACUAGCCACAAAAGGUACUCUUCAGAAGUUCGUCGACGACCUGUUCGAAACAAUCUUUAGCACUGCCCAUCGAGGAUCAGCUCUUCCCCUCGCGAUCAAAUACAUGUUUGACUUCAUGGACGACCAAGCGCUGCAGCACGGCAUAUCCGACCCUGAAGUCGUUCACACAUGGAAGAGCAACUCGCUUCCGCUCAGGUUUUGGGUGAAUCUCAUUAAGAACCCGAACUUUAUCUUCGAUAUACACAAGUCCAACAUCGUGGACUCGUGUCUAUCCGUCGUCGCGCAAACAUUUAUGGACAGUUGUUCCACUUCCGAUCAUAGAUUAGGUAAGGACUCGCCGAGUUCUAAACUACUUUAUGCAAAGGACAUUCCAGUGUACAAAGAGUGGGUAGAACGUUAUUAUGCAGAUAUCAAAGUGAUGCCAGCCAUAUCCGAUCAAGACAUGAACGCCAUGCUUGCCGAAGAGUCUAGGUUGCAUACGACAGAGUUCAACACGAAUUGUGCCCUGUACGAAUUAUACACGUACGCGAGUAAAUACAACGAACAGCUGAUAGUUACUCUGGAGGAAGACGAGUUCUCACAGAAGCAAAGAUUGGCGUACAAGCUCGAACAGGUACACAAUAUAAUGGCGGCGGACAACCCCUGAUGUACCAUGAACUCUAUGAAGCAUAUGACAAAGCCCGCCCGCCAAGAGUUGCCCUGCUGAAUAUUCUACUGCAGUUAGGUACUCUUAACGAAGCACCAAGAGGACUGGCCUAUGUUGUAAUCGAUCGUCUCAGGUUUCCGUGCAAGCCAGUUAUCUCAGCUUAGUACGCGAAUUAUUAAUACAAGAAGAAAUUACGGACCGCUAAACAAUAUAUUCGAACGAAGAGAAGUAUUAAAAAAAAAAAAAGAUGUCUACGAGGACUGAAGUGUUUCUGUGACAAAGUCUUCUGAAUUUGGUCGCUGGCUGGUAGGUGUGGCGGUAAUCACAACGGCGCAUCGUCACGCAUAAUUGUAUAUAAAAUACCAAAAUCACGAUUAAUUGUAAUGGAAUUAUCGACCGUGCAUUCACACCGGCCCCGGCGGCCACGCAGCCACACACAACAGAUGAAAACUGAGAAAUCUUUCGCGCGCUAUGAAAUCAUCGUGGCGACGAUUUGCACGCCGCGACAGGCGGAUAGGGUUUUAAAACGAACGAAAAAAAAAAAAAAAAAAAAAAAAAAAA